Cyclocybe aegerita is the source of this 1407-nucleotide messenger RNA. Lineage: Eukaryota; Fungi; Basidiomycota; Agaricomycetes; Agaricales; Hemipholiotaceae. The record is from the annotation of a GenBank genome assembly.
AUGCCUCCCCCAGGCGACCCACUGAGGACAAUUCCAAGACCAGAACCAGACCAAAGUGACUGGCGCUGGCGUGACCAAAUAGCGAGUGUAGUUUCCAAGCCUACCCCGAGGCCGUGGUACACGAAUCCCGCAUCGCAGGCUGUUGUUUUGGCCUCGGUCUCCCAGGUGUGGCGCCAGGUUGCUAUCUCGACUCAAAGCCUCUGGUCCACGAUAUCCGUGAAUGUAGGGUGCACCCCAUGGAAUGGUGAUGUGGAGACGUACGCCAAAGUUACUGGGGAUUGGCUCAAUCGCUCUGGUCAACUACCAAUCGCUUUAUGGACCCACGAAGGAUUGAGGGAAACGGACGUGCUAUCCGGGAAGGGCUCGGAAAAGGAGAUUCAGACUCAGCCUGACAUCAGCGUUGUCCCAUUAUUCGAAGUGCUAAACGCGCACCUUGGACGCGCUGAGCGUCUGGAAAUCUGCAUCCCGAAGAAAUAUUUUCCCUAUCUGAACACCAACGUCGAUGCCCUCGUCACGCGCGAGCUUGAAAUUUCCAUCGCCGACGCGAAAGAACCCCAUUCCUCUCCCUUCGCCCCCACCAACACGUUGAUCAGUCCUCAAAGGUUGGUCCUAGAGCGCGUUCCCCCACACCUCGUCAAGAUCGCAUGGAUGCCUGCUCGAGUGGUGGAUUGCAAGAUAACAUGUAUUUACAAGCACUUUGGACAAAUUUCGACUCCCCCGACUGGAGUAAUCACCCUACCUUCCCUAAAGACCCUCGUACUCGACCCGACUCACUACGAGACCAACCUUGUUCGUUGCCUGACACUACCUGCGUUGGAAACUCUCGAGAGCCGCUCCAAGUUCAGCGCAAUUACGGAUAUGAUCAGACGUUCGCAGUGCAAGGUCCGGCAUCUUGUACUUGACGGAGACGAAUGGUAUCCUAACGAAAUCCACCCGUUACUUCAAGAGACGCCAUACCUCCUCGAAUUGCACGUUACAAAGGUCUGUAUCACAGCCGCUCUCGGAGAACAUCUCGCGACCACGGCCAUUACCACAGACCCCAGAAAGGAAUUCCUUCCGCGCCUACGCGUUUUUGACGUUCAUGCGGAGCUUGAAGAAUCCUUUGAAUGGGCAUCGAUCCUGGCUCUCUUCCCUCUGAUGACCGAGGGCGAUGGUCUCAGUGGCUCGCGGCGCCCAUUGUCGACGCUGCACUUGAUUUGCGUCACGAUUUGCACAGAAGAAUAUGACCCGGAUGAAGACGAGCGGAUAGAGAGGGACAUAAGUCCGCCGCCUAUGCAAAAGCAAGUUAUGAAACGCCUUCGGGAAUUGCGGGAUAGCGGCAUUGAUAUUUCUAUUGAGAAUGAUCAUUGGGAUCUGCUCGAGCCACCUAGGUGGCUGUCGUCGUCCGACGAGUUAGAGUCAGAGUGA